GGCAGUUUAGUUUUGGUUACGGAAAAUGGCAGUACCUAUUAGUCGUUUUUUGGCGAGAGGUGCUGCAGAAUGGUUUCACGGACAUCAUCAGUAGGAACGUUGAGUGAAGCUAUCUUCUCAAACCUUGGAGACCCCUUUCAGGAACAGGCCUUUUCCAAGAGCUUUUAUCAUCCCUCACCUAUAAGAAAAACACCUAAUGACCAAAGACAGAAGGCACUGAGUGUAGUGCCACUGAAUUAUAACCAGUCUCCUCAGAAGCAACAGAAGUCCCCUGAUGAUGUGGGCAGCCCAAAUGACACAGCUUUCCUUCAGGGUUCUAAUCGUCUAGCAUUAAACCACCUUGAUUCUGACAACUCCAGUCAUUUUAAUGAAUCUUGGCCAUCAACUGAACACAGUUCUAUGCCAACUCCUGAUAGUGUUCUUGAAGGAAGAAUGCAAAGCGUUUCCACGUCAGCAAAGGAGACUGCACUAGAAAACGAUAAGAAUAGCUCCUCUGAAAUGUCUGCAGAGGAAUCUGUCAUAGGAAGGUAUAUUGAAAGGUUCAGAUUUGGACAGCCAGCAAGUCGCCAGGAACGUGAAAGCAGUAAGGUUUCUCAUCAGGGAAAAAAUGAAUUCUGGUGGCUUCAUUCCUCACCACCCUUUAGCUCCACUCCAGCUCUUUUGCUCAAAGGCUCUCCAGUGCUUGGCAAGAAAAUGGAUAUGUCUCCAGUAUUCUCCCCAGAGCAACUGAAUGUUCACCCCAGUGAAUUGCAAGAGAGAAAUUCCUCUUCUAGUCCUCCCAGACCUGCCAUUGAGCUGCUGAAAACUGGAUUAUCUUCAGUGGAAGAGUAUUCAGAUGUUUCCCAACUUGAGUCAUUGGAUUCAGAGGCUAUGCAACUUCAGGAAAAAGCCAAUAAGCUCCUUCAGCAAAGUGAGAUGUCUCUAAGCAGCUCUGCCGCAGUCAGUUCAGAAGGUGUUGGCUCAUCCCCUCUUUCUUCCAUCCCAAGUGUUAAAGAAGCUGUUCGAAGGCAGUAUAUACCAAAUUUGAUCAGUCCUUCAACAGGUGAAGUGAAUACAUCUCAGCUAUCAACAAUGUCCUUGCCUUAUUAUCCAGUCCAUAAACCUCAUUCUACCAUCCGUCCUGAGGAUGAUAUUCUCUUCCAGUGGCGACUACGCAGAAAGAUGGAGCAGGCAAGAGAGACUGCUUUGCCAGUUGUAAGCAGGAGGAAGUUCCAUUCUCCACCCAGCAGGCUUCCUAGACAGGGAGAGAUAUCAAGUACUGCAGCUGAAUCAUGUAAACUUGCAUCUAAGCAUCAUGAUGCAGAAAACCUGUCAUGUGCUGCUGAUACUGUUUACACAGUGGCAAGUCCAAUGAUGAUAAGUAAACCAAAUGAGAAACUUAAUCCCGUUUCUCCUCACCUUCAUCUGAUGUGUGAUGUGCUGCCUUGUCCAUAUAAGAAACAAUCACAGACUUUAAACAGGCUUUCAUGUGAUGUGGAGCAAGCACCUGAAACCACUCUAAUUAAAAAAGUGCAUUGUAAAUCCCCAAAUGAUGUGGCUUCUCCUGAUCACUUAGUGCCAGAACAUGAUCACAUGGGAAGCACACGGAAGAUCAGUACUGAAUCUCACAGUGAGAGUUUAAAGAGAGAAUGCCAGUCUGAGAGAGAAAUUAAUACCCUAGAUACAGGUAAAAACCAACAAAUUCUCACCAGAGCAAAAUUAAAGACUGGAGUUGAGGAACAAAUGUCCCAAAGUCAUGAUCAAAGUAAUGCUGUAUUGCUUGAAGAUCUGAGGUACACACACACAGAAAUGGAAGAGAAAAGGACCAAAGCAUUCAAACCCCCAGAUUUGUUGAAAGGAAGCAAGGCAACACAUGAAGCUUCUAGAAAGUCAGGAAUUCCUGAUGGCAGAACCAAGGGUUUGAGGCCUCAAAGGAUGAGCAAAGAACAAUAUCAUUUGUCACAGCAUGGCUCUAACCUGCCUAAAGAAAGGCACUCUAAAAAAUCGAAGAUGAACCUUGAAGAACAGGCAACAGAUCCUCCUCAGGAAAAAAGAGAAAGGGAAAGGAGGAGAGAAGCCCCUCCAUUGUCUCCUAUUCACAACAUCCUUGGGCAGGUAGUUUCAGAGGCACUUUUUUCUCCUGCUGCAUCUCCAGGAUUGCCGUAUAGAAGACCAAAGAGAUCUGCUAUAACUGAUGAAGCUAUACCUAUUCCUGACCCAGCAUCCCCUACAUCCUCAAACAUUCCACAGUCUUUGGAGGCCAUAGCACAACUGCUUGAGCAAGCUGAAGAUUCAGAUGGCACAGAGUUUGAAAAUGAUCCUUUGCUGUCCUUGUUGAGGCAACAGAGGGACCACAUCAAGGACCAGCUCAGGGAUGUAGAUCUUCGAAUGGCAGAACUACAGAAAGACUGAAAAUAGAAGAAGCACUUAUAAUUCAGACCCUUGUUUAAUCAGCUUCAUUGGCAGGAGCAGCCAUCACUAAUGGUUACAGAAUUUUUUUGUUAUUCACUGGAAAUGUUAUUUGUCCUAGUUUGUAUAGUACAGUACGACCUGGAAAUGAUUUUACGUCAUUGUGUUGUGCUGGGGUCUUCAUAUACCUCUUUGAGAUUGAAAAUGACAUGCUAAGGAAUUAUCUGUGACUGUUGAAAAAUAUUUUGACACAGAGCCAGCCCAGCUUCCUCCUGAAGAAGUAAACCCUCCAGCAUCUUACCAUCCAAACUGGCAGCAUUUCCCUCCAAAACAUUGUUUGAGUUGGUCAUAAUGCUCAAUUCUUCAUCAGAAAAACUGUUAAGUGCAUGGUCUGCAGCAUUGUCCUCCUUUUAAAAGAUCAGCAUCUCCUGGAAUAUUUGAUCUGUUUUCUUUUCUUUUUUUGUUAUCCUGUAAAUAAACACUGUAGUAAGUAACUCUGUAAAGUAAGGAUCAGAUCCUUUUCUCAUUUAAACAUUAUCAGCAGUAAAGAUGCAGCAGAAAUGUAA
Messenger RNA from Protopterus annectens (West African lungfish), 2954 nucleotides. It is a transcript of the gene PROSER3, whose product is annotated as proline and serine rich 3. The coding region runs from base 70 to 2391 and encodes 773 amino acids. Lineage: Eukaryota; Metazoa; Chordata; Ceratodontiformes; Protopteridae. The record is from RefSeq and is a predicted model, not a curated record. The transcript is spliced from 12 exons.